AUAUAGCGGCCAUAUUGGAGUUUCCCCAGUUCAGUAUUGAAGCUUUGAUAUUUUUAGAGGCCGCCCCCUUUCUUCGAUGUUUCUUUCCUUCAAUUUUCCUUUUGCAUCAGCAAUCGCGUGGAUUAACAGGAGUACCUUUCAGCCAAGCAUCGAAGACAUUUCAAUUUCUAUCAAUUGGAUUGCUAAAUUCUAUUUAGGUCACCUACAGCAUCAAUGAAUCAGUGAAUGGUUGAAACUGGAGAAGUCCAAGAUAACAUGACCAUUGUGAUGCGUGGGAGUCCUGCAGGUGGGGACUCCCCCCAAGAUAAUACACAAGCCCCACCGCAGCAACAGCAACAACAACAGAAGGUUACCCAGUCAACUAGUGAUGAGAUUGGCCAAGGGAAUAGCCAGACUGAAUUGCAGGAUGACCAGGAACCGGACUUUCCUCAUGAAGCUCUGGCUAAAUUGGAUGAAAUGAUCAAUCGACCAAGAUGGGUUGUUCCUGUACUUCCCAAAGGAGAGUUGGAGUUGCUUCUUGAAGCAUCCAUUAAACUUAGUAAAGAAUCACUGGAUACAAGAAGUGAAGCUUGCCAGAGAUUUUUCCGUGAAGGCUUGACCAUAUCCUUUACCAAAAUACUUACUGAUGAGGCUGUAAGUGGAUGGAAGUAUGAAAUACAUAGAUGCAUAUUCAAAAAUGCAGAAAAACUGAUUGAAUUAUGUGUUUGCAAACUUUCUCAAGAUUGGUUUCCUUUGUUGGAUCUCUUGGCAAUGGUUCUGAAUCCUCAGUGCAAGUUCCAUACAUACAAUGGAACUCGGCCAUCAGAAACAGUACCAUCAGGAGCUCAGGUAACAGAAGAAGCUGUAUUUGCUAAACCACCCGAUGCCAGAACACCACGGGGGUGGCUGGUCGAUCUGGUAAAUAAAUUUGGACAAAUGGAAGGAUUCCAAAUUAUUCUUGACCGUUUCACAAAAGGUCCCCAAUUAUCGGUGCCUGUGAUAGCUGCACUGGUGAAACCAUUUGGUCAGUGCUCCGAAGUACUGACUCCUUAUGCUAUCCAAAAAUAUUUCAUGCCAAUUGUGGAAAUAGUUCCUAAAUUUUUGGACAACUUAACAGAUGAUGAACUGAAAAAGGAGUCCAAAUCAGAAAUAAAAAAUGAUGGGUUAUCAGCAAUAAUAAAAGCACUGAAACAAUUGGUGUCCCGUGUACCGAAUCAGGAAGAGACUGUGAAGAAUUUGGAAAUCUUUCGUUUGAAAAUGAUUUUAAGGCUUCUUCAGAUAUCUUCUUUCAAUGGUAAGAUGAAUGCUUUGAAUGAAGUUAACAAAGUGAUCGCAAAUGUGACAUUCCAUGCCAGUCGUCACACUCCAAUAGAUGAUGAUGAAUGGCUUACAGCUGAUAAGAUGGCAGAAUGGAUUCAGCAGAACAAUGUAUUGUCAAUUGUUCUUCGAGAUAGUCUCCAUCAACCUCAGUAUGUUGAAAAAUUGGAAAAAAUCUUGAGAUUUAUGAUAAAAGAGAAAGCCUUAACACUUGAUGAUUUGGAUCGAAUAUGGGAAGCCCAGUCUGGAAAACAUGAAGCUAUUGUAAAAAACGUUCAUGACUUGUUGGCUAAAUUGGCAUGGGAUUUCUCUCCUGAACAGUUAGAUCAUUUGUUUGAAUGCUUUCAAGGAAGCUGGACUAAUGCUAUGAGAAAGCAGAGAGAAAAGUUAUUAGAGCUCAUUAGGAGAUUAGCAGAGGAUGAUAAAGAAGGUGUGAUGGCUCAUAAGGUUUUAGGGUUGUUAUGGAAUCUUGCUCAUAGUGAAGAUGUUCCAACUGAGAUCAUGGACCAAGCCCUGACAGCUCAUAUAAAAAUUCUGGAUUAUAGUUGCUCUCAGGAUCGUGAUAGUCAGAAGAUGCAGUGGAUUAGCAGGUUUGUUGAAGAGCUGAAGAAUGACAAAUGGGUUUUACCUGCCUUGAAACAAAUUAGAGAAAUAUGUCAGUUAUUUCCUGAAACAUCUCAAAAUUUUCCUCAUGCUCAGCGAACACCUCACAUGUAUUAUAGGAAUCAAGUAAUUAGUCAGUUACACCAUCAGCAUUCUAUUGUUAUGCUUGUAGCUCAAAAUUUAGCAACUUACAUGGAGAAUGCCAGGUCUUAUGCAAAAGAACAUCCAUUUGAAGAUCCUAGUAAUAUUUAUCCUGAUGGCAGAUUCAAUCAUAUUCAACAAGUGCAGGAACGACUCCGAUUCUUACGGUUUUUACUGAAAGAUGGUCAACUUUGGUUAUGUGAAAUUCAAGCCAAGCAGAUUUGGAAAUGUUUAGCUGAAAAUGCUAUAUAUGUGGCUGACAGAGAGUCUUGCUUUAAAUGGUUUGCUAAGUUAAUGGGAGAAGAACCAGAUCUCGAUCCUGAUAUUACUCGAGAUUUUUUUGAGAAAAAUAUCCUCUUGUUAGAUCCUGCUCUUCUUACAGAAAAUGGAAUGAAUUGUUAUGAGAGAUUCUUUAAGCAUGUCAAUUUGAAAGAGAACAAACUUGUAGUCAAACGAAGAGGAGGUCAUAUGAUGAAUGAUCUAGAACUGAUUGGUUUAGAAUAUUUAUGGAGGGUAAUCUUAAACAGUCCAGAAAGUGUUGCUGAGAAACCAGUUGCUCUCUUAAAGGAAAUAUUUACUAACCUUGGUCCUCAAUUACAACAGAACCAUGUAGAUAUUCAUGAAGACUUCAUUCAGACUUGUAUAGACCGUCUGAAACCAUCUUAUGACAUUGUUCGUGUGUUAGAGGAUGACAAAGAGAGUAAGAAUAGAGUUAUGCAAGAAGCAAUGCGUAUGGUUCGUGUUCUCACUGUACUCAAGGAGUAUGUUGCUGAAUGUGAUGAAGCCUAUGGGGAAGAAAGAUCAAUAUUACCUCUGGGAAGAGCUUGUCGAGGACGCCUAGUGACAUUAUCUGUGAGAUUUCCUAACCAAGGGAGGCAUAUAGAAGAUCUUGACAUCUGGUCCCAUACCAAUGACACUUUAGGUUCUGUGAGACGACAGAUUUUAAACAGAGUGAAAGUUAGCAGUAGUAGCAUUAAAGUUGACAUGUAUGUUAAUGGAGAGCUUCUAGAUCCUAGUGAAGAUAAAAAAUUGAUAUCACAAAUUCCUCUUCGAGAUAGAACUGCCGUCUCGGCUAAAUUGGUACAAGUUGGAAGUAAUAUGCCUUCCAGCCCAGACAGUAGUUCUGAUAGCUCUGGAGGUUCUCCUCAUAAUACUUAUGAUGGACCUAACAUAGAAGCUGAAAGCUGUCUGCCUGGUGUGCUUAUGGCUCAAGUGAAUCGCUACACAGGAUUUCUUUUCCAACUGUCGGACUUAGGUUGUCAUCUUCAGUUACCAAAAUUAAGAGACACAGCUAGAGCUCUUUUAAAAAUUAUGUCAGCUGAUACCCAUACAAUGGAGAAAUUCCGCAGUAUAUGUAUGGAACAUGCCAGAGCUGAAAGUGGUAUUUCAGCUGCCCUUGAGAGCAUGUUUUUUAUUGGCUCCUCAACUCAAGUUCUCUACAAUGUAGAGGUGGUUUACAGUCUGCUGAUGCCAGCAGGUGCUCCAAUUUCUGAUGAUGCUUUUGAAUUUCAGUAUAAUUUUGUACGUAGUGGUGGUGUACAAUUAUCUUUAAAUAUGUUAAUGAAAAAUAAUUUCUUGCCAAAUGCUGAUCUCCCUACUAGAAGGAGUGCCUAUGUGACAGUUCUGAAGAUUUGCAAAUUGAUGACCACAACUGUUGGCCAUGCCAAAGUUCAAGUUGCAGUUGAUGCUUGUAGUGCUGAUUCUCAGACCACUCCAAUCCCUGUUAAUGAACAUAAUUAUGCAGUUACUCUUCAACAAGCAUUGAUAUACAUCCCCAACUCAACAUCUGAGUUUACAUUAAGGAAUGUGGCUGCACGCCUUGGUCAACAACUGAAAGAACAGGCUUUUGGUGCUCUUCCUGAUUUGAACACUAUUAAAGCUAUUCAGAAAAUUGCCUGGUCAUCAUGUACGGGUUCUUUGCAUUUGGUUCAUGACUCUAAUGAAGAAAUUCAUCGGAUUGUUGAGAAGGGUAAAGAAAACACUGAGCCCGAAGACAUUGAAGUUACCCGUGAAGCUUUAGAACUGCUUUCUGUAUGUUUGGCACUUUGUCCUGCUGCUUUAGAAUCACUUAAUAAAGACAAAGCAUGGCAGAUCUUCAUCAUCGAUCUUCUCCUUCUUUGUAAAAACAGGGAGAUCCGUACAUGGGCUGCUGAGCAGUUUUUCCAAAUGGCUACAAAAUGUAGUAGUGGAAAUCGACCUCUACCCUUCUUCAUCACUUUGCUCUUUACUGUGUUGUCUAGUACAGUGAAGGAAAAUGCAAAGCAAGCACACGAAUAUUUUCAUUUAUUGUGUCGGCUACUCAAUCAUGCUUAUAGUAGUGAAGUUAGUUUACCAAACGCUGAAACUUUAUUGAAUAAUGAAAUAAUCUGGUUGAAGAAAAUUCGUGAGCAAGCUUUGCCCCAAACUGAGAUCCAGGUUGAUAAUGCAUUAUUGGAAGGACAUUUGGGAAUUACCAGAGAACUUCUCUCAUUCCAGACUCCAGACAAGAAAUUUCACAUUGGUGCAGAAAAAGGAGGUUUAGAUCUCAUCAGAGAAUUAGUAGAGGAUUUCAUCUUUCCUGCUUCUAAGAUUGUAGUUCAAUGUCGAAAACUUAAUGACUUUCCACCAGAGCAAGCUGUUCCUGUAUGCACCACUCCAGCCACUGUUACGGCAGCAUUUGAUUUGUUAGUUUCCUUAUGUACACGCUGUGUGAAAAACCUCAAGUGUUUAGCCAAUAUGCUAAUAGACAUGUUUUACACAGAUGAAAUGUUCACUUUUUCAGAAUUACCUCUAGUGGAAUGGGAGUUUGUACCCCCUGUGGGUCCAAGACCUCCUAAAGGUUUUGUUGGCCUUAAGAAUGCUGGUGCUACAUGUUAUAUGAAUUCUGUUUUACAACAGCUCUUCAUGAUUGAACAGAUUCGUCAUGGAAUACUUGCUGUGGAAGGAGCAGCAGACGACAUCGAGGAUGAAUAUAUAGGAGACGAGAAGGGCGAGAAUGAGACAAAUGUUGAUCUUGGUGAUGAAGAACGGAAGGAUGAAGAAAAGAGUUCCAAUAAACAAGGUGAAAGGAAAGAUUACAAUCUGGGUGUGAUGAAACAUGUCCAGUUGAUCUUUGGUCAUUUGGCUUGUAGCAAGCUGCAGUAUUAUGUACCCAGAGGCUUCUGGAAACACUUCAAGUUAUGGGGAGAACCGGUGAACUUGAGAGAACAACAUGAUGCAUUAGAAUUCUUCAACAGUCUUGUAGAUAGUUUAGAUGAAGCUCUUAAAGAACUUGGUCAGACCAUGAUUCUCAGUAAAGUUCUGGGAGGGUCAUUUGCUGACCAAAAAAUUUGCAAAGAUUGUCCACAUAGAUAUCAAAGAGAAGAAACUUUUACAACUCUAAAUGUAGAUAUUCGAAAUCAUCAAAAUUUACUUGAAUCUUUAGAGCAGUAUGUAAAAGGUGAUCUUUUAGAAGGAGCAAAUGCAUAUCACUGUGAAAAAUGUAAUAAAAAGGUAGACACUGUUAAAAGGCUCGUGAUAAAUAAAUUGCCAAAAAUUUUGGCUAUCCAGCUCAAGAGAUUUGAUUAUGACUGGGAACGAGAAUGUGCAAUCAAAUUCAAUGACUACUUUGAGUUUCCACGUGAGUUUGAUAUGGAACCUUAUACUGUACAGGGAUUAGCAAAAAUUGAAGGAGAAAUUAUUGAUGCUGACUGUGAUGAUAAAGAGCAAAGUACAAAAUACAAGCUAGUUGGGGUUGUGGUCCAUAGUGGACAAGCUAGUGGAGGACAUUAUUACUCUUAUAUUUUACACAGAGGUGCUGAUGAUGUUCUUCCGAAAUGGUACAAAUUUGAUGAUGGCGAUGUCACCGAAUGUAAAAUGGAUGAUGAUGAGGAAAUGAAAAACAUACUUCCCAUUCAGCAUAUGCAAUACAGAUUGUUUAACAAAAUAAUGUCGAGGUCAGUUACAAUUGUACAUCUUAACGCCAUCAUCAUCAUUGACAUCAUUAUUUUAACAUAUUUCCAUGCAUUUGUGGAUUGGAUGAGAUUUGUUGAGGCACAUCUCCUUCCUAUUGCCAACCCUCAUCUGUUUCAAAGUAAGGUAAUAUUUCUCUUUGGCCCGAUAUGUUUUUAUGGACGAAAAUGUCAUAGUGCUCUUUUCUAUCUUUCAUUUCUUUUUUAUAAUUUGAACUUAAUUUUAUCCUGUUGCUAUAGGAUGUCUUACAGGCGACAGAAGCGAUGGUGGAAUGCCUAUAUAUUGUUCUAUGAACGAAUAGAACCUCAAGUUGACUUAGCCGAGGUCUCAAAACGAGUACUAGACCUUACAAUUUCAAGGCAAGAGAGGUUAAAGAUGCCUGCUGCAAUUGAGCGCUGCGUUCGGCGGCAAAACAUCCUUUUCAUGCACGAGAAGAACCAAUUUUCACCCGAAUAUUUUCAAUUCAUGAAAAAAUUUCUCAUGUGCAAUGCUCCAUUUUUAUCUAUCCCUUGUCCACAGGAUAGGCUGCCUGCUGAUGCUGAACAAAUGGCCUUAAUCAGUGUUGAGCUGGGAUCAAAAUUUUUAUUCACUGUUGGUUUUCAUACCAAGAAGUCUUUACGAGGUCCGGCCAAUGAAUGGUAUGAUGCAUUGUGUAUCCAUAUGAGAAACAGCAAAUCUGUGCGCAGCUGGUUUGUGCAUAAUGUUUUAUUUGCUCAUACCAAUCGCUUUGCAGAAUACCUUUUGGAAUGCCCCAGUUCAGAGUUGGUCAAGCCACUGAUCCGUCUUUAUUUGUUUCUAGUUGGUCAAGCCACUGAUCCAAGUGCUACACUUAGCGAUCACUUGUUGACAGAGAUCCUGAAUCUGCUGAAAAAGGAAGUGUCUGAGCACGGAAGGCACCUGCAACAGUAUUUUAAUCUCUUUCUCCUUUACUCCAAUCUUGGCACAGAAGAAAAGCAACAGCUGUUGAGGUUAAAUGUUCCUGCUCAGUUCAUGUUGGUGGCUCUUGACGAAGGCCCAGGACCUGCCAUCAAGUACCAGUAUGCUGAUCUGAGUAAACUUUUCUCUGUUGUUUCUCACCUAACGCGUUGCUGUGAUGUGUCAGCCAAAUGUCAGUCAUCAGUCAAUGGUUCAUCUCCUUUAGCCAAUCCGCAUGGUGACCCUACAUGUUGUGCCUCACUCAUGCCUAUACAAACUCAGGUAGCUGAUAUAUUGUAUAACAGAUCCAGCUAUGUUAAAAAGGUCAUUGAAGAUUGUAAUAACUCUGAGGACACAACAAAGUUACUGAGGUUUUGCAGUUGGGAAAAUCCUCAUUUCUCCUCAACAGUCUUGAGUGAACUGUUAUGGCAGGUGGCUUACUCAUACACUUAUGAAUUGAAACCCUAUUUGGAACUUUUAUUUCAAAUGUUAAUGCUUGAUGAUUCGUGGCAAAAUCAUCGAAUUCACAAUGCACUUAAAGGUAUUCCUGAUGAUAGAGAUGGCUUAUUUGAUACCAUUCAACGGUCUAAAAAUCAUUAUCAAAAAAGAGCCUAUCAAUGCAUCAAAAUGAUGGUGUUGCUUUUUACACAUUGUAUCCCUGCAGCUCAGAUGUUACAGAGUAAUGGUGAUCUGAAAAGGAAGUGGACUUGGGCAGUUGAGUGGCUUAGUGAUGAGCUAGAGCGGAGGCCUUAUCCUGGUAAUGCCCAGUAUACUUAUAAUAAUUGGUCACCUCCAGCUCAAUCCAAUGAGACCUCUAAUGGUUAUUUCCUGGAACGAUCUCAUAGUGCUAGAAGUACUUUAACCAGAGCCUAUGAGCUUUGUCCUGAAGAGGUUGGCAAAGCAAAUGUUCUUCACUGUCCAUCUAAGCAGGAACCCGAAGAAGCUGACUUGACUGACGAACCAGAGAGUCCACAUCAUGACGAACAAGUGCCCAUGUAUAGUGGACAAACGCAGCUGCCAACUCAGAGUCAGCAGCCCACCCAAAGCCAGCCUGCAACACAGUCCCAAUCUUUAACA
Octopus bimaculoides (California two-spot octopus) is the source of this 7962-nucleotide messenger RNA. Its product is annotated as ubiquitin carboxyl-terminal hydrolase 9X. Gene Ontology annotation, biological process: cell migration; protein deubiquitination. Gene Ontology annotation, cellular component: cytosol; nucleus. The record is from RefSeq and is a predicted model, not a curated record. Gene Ontology annotation, molecular function: cysteine-type deubiquitinase activity. Lineage: Eukaryota; Metazoa; Mollusca; Cephalopoda; Octopoda; Octopodidae.